This is a messenger RNA of Doryrhamphus excisus (bluestripe pipefish), 1856 nucleotides long. RefSeq names its product p53 apoptosis effector related to pmp22 (gene perp). Gene Ontology annotation, cellular component: membrane; cell-cell junction. The record is from RefSeq and is a predicted model, not a curated record. Lineage: Eukaryota; Metazoa; Chordata; Actinopteri; Syngnathiformes; Syngnathidae. Gene Ontology annotation, biological process: cell-cell adhesion.
CACCUGUUGUUGCCCGGACUUCGUCUUCGAAAGAUUACAAUUUCCGGUGGAACAGUCGGUCAAAUCAUAGUCUUCCGUAGUGCGGCUGUAAUAUGACACACUCACCGAACGGGGCUGGGCUUCGGUUGGCUUUUUAAAAGAAGACAAGUCCAACCCUGCACGUCCUAAACCAGGUUGACGGCUGCAUUGCACACUCGGGUGGGGCUUUUUUCCCCCCCCCACACUCUCCAUUUCCACUCCCCAGCUGCACACUGUCUUUGCGCAAAGGCGAUACAGCUAAUCACACCGUUCUUCUUCCUCCUCUCCGUCAACUCCAAGUGGGACCGAGCAUGUUUCGCUGCGGGAUCGCCUACCCACGCUGCAGGUGGAUCGUGCCCCUGCUGCUGCUCUUCGCCAUUAUUUUCGACAUCAUCGCCAUCGCCGCAACGUCGGGCUGGCUGACAGACGAGGAGGGCAAGUCGCACUACGCCAGCAUGUGGGAGCAAUGCCACGGCCGCAACGACGAGUGGGACUGCAAAUCUCUCAUGGAGUUCUCGUGGGCGCAAGCGGUGGCUGCCUUGAUGAUCAUCGGCCUCCUCAUCCUCAUCGGUGCCUUCAUCAUCUCCUGUGUGGCUCUGUGCUGCACGCUCAACGUCACGCUGCUGCCCAUCAUUGGGGUGAUGCUCAUUAUUGUUGUGGUCCUCCAGGUCAUCGCUCUCAUCAUCUACCCAGUCAAGUUCAACCAGCAGCUCUUCGAGGGCAACUAUUACUACACCUGGGCUUACGGCUUCGGCUGGGGCGCCACCAUCCUGUGCAUCGGCUGCGCCAUCCUCUUCUGCUGCCUGCCGCGUUACGAGGACGAGCUGACCGGCCUGGCCAAGACCAAGUACCUUUACACGUCCGCCUAAAGACUCAACCCGCGCCUGCUUCACCGCCACCGACCACCACAUGAACAUUUUCACACCCUUAUCGUCUCCCCAAAGAUCCGAUGAUGGAGGCCAUUUUUGAUGUUGAGACCUCCUUGUACAUUAAAAAUCUUAUUUUUCCAUUUUAUUGAGCAGAAUCGCAAGACCACCAAAAGUGCACUUAGCCUAAACUUCUUCAUGUCAGCGAGUUGCUUUGUCCUAGCGGACCGUGUAAAGCCUCCGUGGUGAAAGAGAAGUUCAAUCCCGCUGCACAGGAUGCACAUUGAAUGGCGUGUAUUGUUUGAAAUUUCCUGGUGUGUGUGUGAUGAAAUGUCGCUUAAAUGUCAUCUUUGUGAUGCUUCUGUUGGCUUACUUUCUUAUCAGAAGGGUGAAAGAUAACUUUGGGACCUGUGUGGUGGUUUUUUAAAAAUAUAUAUUCUAAAUAUAAUUGCUGCGCUUUCACUCACAGCUUCCAUCACUCGAGUUAUCUCUAACGCAUUUACCGUUUUAAAGGGAUCAAUUUCAACCUAAAUGUGUCGUUUUUUUAUCGAAUUAGUGUGUGUAUUUCAAUGAUAGUUGGCAAAAGAGGGAACCAAGCAUGCUUUUUUUUACCCCCAACUCAAAACUCUACCAUAAACAUCUGAUGUGCCUUCUCUUCUACUUCAGUGUUACUCAUAGUUUUGCUAUAUGUCAAAUACUGUAAAACCUCCUGGUUUGAUUUAUUUUGUGGUGUGCAGAAAAAAAAACAUAUUUUCUGUAACUUGUGUACAAAAAAAUAACUUUAAGGAUUACUGUGUGACGUAUUAGGCUAUUAAAAAAGAUUCUAUUUUAUUAUUAGGGAUGGAUUUUGCCGUCAUGCUUAGUGACUGUGGGUGUUUAGGUUAUUAUUAACAUUUUCCUGCUGUAGCGUGAACUGAUUAAUUGUUUUGUAGUUUGUAUUUUGAUGCAAUAAAGAGGUUCCUUUUGGAUGAA